Messenger RNA from Ceraceosorus guamensis, 828 nucleotides. RefSeq lists its product as hypothetical. The record is from RefSeq and is a predicted model, not a curated record. The annotation marks the transcript as partial. NCBI's taxonomy places the organism in Eukaryota, Fungi, Basidiomycota, Exobasidiomycetes, Ceraceosorales, Ceraceosoraceae. The transcript is spliced from 5 exons.
GACUCUCUCGGAAUUGCAGACGGCGUUGGCGGGUGGGGUACGAGAGCAGGUGCGGAUCCUGCGCUGUUCUCGCGCUUUUUGAUGCACUUUUGUGCUGUCGAACUGUCCCGAUACGAUCACCUGUCGGCGGCUGAAUUGACCGCAAACAACGGGGAGGCCCUAGCUGCUUGGACAUCAAUCGACCCUGUCGAGAUCAUGCAUCGAGCUUGGCGUCGCUGCAUUCGAGCAUCGCGAAGGGAAGGCAUCAAGGGAAGCUCCACUGCGCUCAUUGCCAUCUUGCGAGAGGAUGAGCUGCGCAUUGCAAAUGUGGGCGACUGCGUGGCGCUGGUCAUCAGACCUUCGCAGCGCACCAUGGUGUUCCGAUCGGAAGAGCAGCAGCACUCUUUCAACUACCCCUUGCAGCUCGGCAUGAUGAGCACGGCUGACGGUAGUCUCGAGUGGGACGAGCCACGUCGCGAUGCUGGCAGAUACAGCCUUCGUGUGCAACCGGGCGACUUGCUCAUCGUGGGUAGCGAUGGCUGCUUCGAUAACCUUUUCGACGAGGAUGUCUUGGAAGAAAACUCGAGUGCGGCAGCGAACCCUCUGCCAGCAGACUUUUCACCGCAAGAUGUUAGCGAGGCGCUUUGCUUGAGAGCAAAGCAGAUUGCUGAAGACCCUCGAGCAGUCACUUCACCCUUCCAAUGCGCGGCGACAGAUGAAGGUCUUCAUUACGUCGGCGGGAAGCUCGGUGAGUCUUCGUUUCUAGCCGCAUCCGGCAUCAUCGCGGGGCUCUUUACGCCAUUCUCUUUCAUGUCGAUGCUGAGUCUUUCUUCCGCUCGUUACAGAUGA